This is a messenger RNA of Myripristis murdjan (pinecone soldierfish), 1300 nucleotides long. Its product is annotated as periphilin-1. NCBI's taxonomy places the organism in Eukaryota, Metazoa, Chordata, Actinopteri, Holocentriformes, Holocentridae. The record is from RefSeq and is a predicted model, not a curated record. Gene Ontology annotation, cellular component: nucleoplasm. Gene Ontology annotation, biological process: protein localization to heterochromatin; negative regulation of gene expression, epigenetic; negative regulation of DNA-templated transcription. Bases 228 to 1286 code for a protein of 352 amino acids. The transcript is spliced from 11 exons.
CAUAACUCCAUACAGGAACACCAGUGGAUGUGUGUUGUGGUUGUUACAUUAUAUGUACAGGUCCAGUGAAGUUUUGGCUUAUUAUUUGCUUUUUGUUAUUUUACUCAGUGUUACAGUGAAAGGUGUUAAUCUUGAUUUAUGACUAGUGAGAGCAAUCCAAAUCGCUGUUUGGGUUGCUCCAGUAUAGCAGUCAGGAAAUCAAAACCAUUUUGGCCUGCUCCUAAACAAUGGCAUACCGACGACCUCAAAGAUCUAUUCGAGAGGCAUAUGAAGAGCGCUUCCCAGCAAGAGAGAUGCCAGUUCAGAGAGUUGUCAAUAUUGUUGAAAAGAGGUCCAUGAUGACUCGGCCGGAGGUGGAAUAUGAUAGAAGAUACGAUGACGACCAGUGGUAUGGUGGCUCUCGAAGUAGCCAGGAUGCAAGAGAAUACCGUGGCGAAGGCACAUAUUCAUCCAGCGACCAUGGAUACAGACAUUCUUCACCCACAGUAAAUGAGGAUCCCUACUACCAUAGUUCAAGUAGAGAUUAUGGUCAUUUAAGGCGUCAUGUGGAGAUAAGGAACAGUGACAGAGGCGGCCACCAUUUUCGCAAUAGAGGUCGUGGGUCAGCCCCUCCCAUGAGGUCAGACAGAAGAGACCAUAAGUUAAUGCCACCACUUCCAUAUCCAGACCGAGGUGAGGACCAUGAUGACUACAGGCGGAGAGAGCCCUAUGCCUCUGCUCGGGACCGUUCUCCUUUGAGGAGGGAGCCACACAUAACUCUUCGUGCAGGAUCAAACACCAGCAGUAAGAGCGAGUCCCCUGACAGGGACAAAAGCUACACCUACCAGCAGCUCCAGCAAAGGCGGUAUGAGGACAUGUGUGGCCCUAACACGAGUCUUGAUAAGCCCAGUGUGCCAGUUGGUCACACGUCCAAUGACUCUGUGGAGGGGUCGCCACACAGCUCAGCAUCAUCAAAGGAAAAAAACCCUGCAUCUCCAGCAGUGUUGCAGGAGGUGGUGGCUGCCAGCACAGACCCAAAGCUGACACCAGAGGAAGACUUCAAGGCCCGCCGGGCGCAGGCAAUUGCGGGUAAAGCUCUGGAAAUUGAAACGCUGUACAGACAGGACUGUGAGACAUUUGGCACAGUGGUGAACAUGUUGGUGGCCAAAGAGCCCAGUUUGGACAAACUGCUGCAAGCCCCUCUAAAGGAGAUCCUGUUGGAGAUAAAGCAGCGUUGCCUAGAUGAUCUCAGGCACUUCAUCGUUGAGCUGGACCACAUCAUACAGCAGCCUGAGGCUCCAGUGUGAUCAAGAAGUUGCCA